CAAUAUCAAUUUAAAGUAAACCUUCACCUUUCAGAUAUAAACACGCUUAACCUGCAGACAUCGAUACAAAAGGAUUUAAAAGGCAGAGAAAAGAAAGAAAAGUGCAAAGAUGUUUACUUGCAUAAAUUGUACGAAAAUGGCAGACGGGGGUGAUGAAGAAGAAGAUGGAGCGCGUGGGAGCACAACUCCCAACACUAAAGAAGCUGUUAAAAGCCUAACUACACAGAUCAAAGAUAUGGCGUCUAAAUUCUCCGGUUCUCAUAAACAAUCCAAGCCAACGGCUGGCUCGUCAAGCAGCACGUUGAGGAAAGAACAGAGAAAGUUUCCGGAUUUCGACACUGCAUCGGAGAGUGUUCCAUACCCUUAUAUGGGUGGUGGAAGCACGAGUUCCACACCUGCUUGGGACUUCACAAGCUCGUCUCACCAUCAAGCUGGACGAGCAGACUCAAGAUUCACAUCAAUGUAUGGUGGUGAACGCGAAUCUGUCUCUGCUCAGUCGUGUGAUGUGGUACUAGAGGAUGACGAGCCAAAGGAGUGGAUGGCUCAGGUAGAGCCUGGUGUUCAUAUCACAUUCGUCUCACUUCCCAAUGGAGGAAAUGAUCUUAAACGGAUACGUUUCAGCCGGGAGGUAUUCGACAAGUGGCAGGCUCAGAGGUGGUGGGGUGAGAACUACGACAGAAUUGUUGAGCUUUACAAUGUUCAGAGAUUCAAUCGGCAAGCCCUUCAAACCCCUGGUAGAUCAGAGGACCAGUCACAGAGAGAUUCAACAUACACAAGAAUCGAAUCAGCAAGAGAAAGCAGAGACUGGACCCCGAGGAACAACUUCAGACCUCCAGGAGGUAGCGUCCCACAUCACUUCUAUGGACCUCAAAUGGACGCAGCAAGAACCACCACAUCGUCUAGAGACGAACCGCCAUCUGUCAGCAAUGCGAGUGAAAUGCAAGCAGAGUGGGUCGAAGAAGACGAGCCUGGAGUUUACAUUACCAUCAGACAGCUACCAGACGGAACCAGAGAAUUACGCCGCGUUAGAUUCAGUCGGGAACGGUUUGGGGAAGUGCAUGCCAAGACAUGGUGGGAGCAGAACAGAGACAGGAUACAAACACAAUACCUCUAA
This is a messenger RNA of Eutrema salsugineum, 1114 nucleotides long. Its product is annotated as protein Brevis radix-like 1. The record is from RefSeq and is a predicted model, not a curated record. The transcript has 6 exons. Lineage: Eukaryota; Viridiplantae; Streptophyta; Magnoliopsida; Brassicales; Brassicaceae. The coding region runs from base 110 to 1114 and encodes 334 amino acids.